AUGGAGAAAGAAAUAGAAUUACUUGAAAAUGUUGAGCUUCGUUUUGCACUGGCAGAGACUGACGCUCAAUUAGAAAAAACAUUAACAAUUUUUUUGAGUCCUGUCUUAAUAAAGUUGGGUAGUCCUCAUGAAGCUGUACGUUCAAAGGUUAUGAAUGUAUUGUCACACAUCAAUAAGCGAAUUCGUUCUAAAACCAAUAUUAAACUUCCAUUGACUCCACUCAUUGAUCUUGUUUGUACUGAAAAUGUUACUAAAUCACCUUUUGUUAAGAAUUUCGCUAUCAUGUAUCUUGAGAUGGCUUAUGAACGUUUAACAGAAGAGGAUCAAAUUACUCAUCUGCCAUCAUUAAUUGAGAAUAUUUCUUUAAAACCUUCUGCCCAAAAACAAACAUUGAUUCAUAUAAUUCUUAGCGUUUUACAAAAAUUUAAACCUAAACCAGCAAAUUCACCAUCUGCAUUAGAUCCAUAUAAUUUUAAAUCACAUCCCAAUGAUGCUAAAUUCUUGUUAAAAUUCAUUAAUUCAUCGAUGAUUUUUCCGGAUUCAUUACCUGAGAAUAUUCAAUUUGCUAAAUUUUUAAUAUUAUUGGUGGCCACGUGUGAUUCCUCACAUGAGGUAGUUGGUGGUGGUGAAGAUGGUUUAAGAAAAUUGAAACCACCAAAUUUAGAAAAUAAAGAGGUAGUGGAUGGAUUAUAUUUUUUACAUCAAGGAAGUAAUCCAUCAUCAGAAACAUUUAGAGAACCAGCAUCACCAACCCUUAAAUUUAAAAUUAUGAAUUACCUUUGUAAAUCCCAAUUAGCCACAAAUACUUUUCCUGCCAUGUUACAAGUUUCAUUUGAUUGUUUGUAUGGAAUGUCAUUUGUUCAAUGGAUUGCAAGAAUGGCUGAUGCAUCAAAGAUAAGACCAAUUACUCAAGUACUUUUGUCUGGUUUAUUGAAAUAUAUAAAUGAAGCUAUCAGUUUAUUGGCCCAAAAAGUUCCUGAAGUAUUUCAUAAAGAUCUUUCAAUACUUUCUAGAUUUUUUUCUGCAUUAUCAUUGGAGAAUGAAAAUAUCAGAAUUUCAGUUCAAGAAGCAUUAUCAAACAUGAUAGAAGUAUAUAAACUAGAUAUGAUAAAUAAUAAUCCGGAAAAUAUAAAGAUUAUUGAAAGCAUUUUAGAAGAAAAUAUUGAUAAGGUAUGA
Messenger RNA from Diversispora eburnea, 1176 nucleotides. NCBI's taxonomy places the organism in Eukaryota, Fungi, Glomeromycota, Glomeromycetes, Diversisporales, Diversisporaceae. The record is from the annotation of a GenBank genome assembly.